ACAAAUAUGCAGAUUUUAUAGACGCUAAUAGAAAAGAAGAUCCUGUUGAACGCCUGAAAACACUGAAGAGACUGAUUCAUGAUCUACCUGAACAUCAUUAUGAGACUCUCAAGUUUCUUUCUGCACACCUGAAGACAGUAGCAGAGAACUCAGAAAAGAACAAGAUGGAACCAAGAAACCUGGCAAUAGUAUUUGGUCCAACACUCGUGAGGACAUCUGAUGAUAACAUGACACACAUGGUUACGCAUAUGCCAGACCAAUAUAAAAUUGUAGAAACCCUCAUCCAAAAACAUGACUGGUUUUUCACAGAAGAUGAUGCUGAAGAACCUCUUACAACAGUUCAGGAGGAAAACACUGUAGAAUCUCAGCCAGUGCCAAACAUAGAUCACUUACUCACCAACAUUGGAAGAACGGGAGUAUCUCCUGGAGACGUAUCAGAUUCAGCUACUAGUGACUCAGCAAAAUCUAAGGGUUCUUGGGGUUCUGGAAAGGAUCAGUAUAGCAAGGAACUGCUUGUGUCCUCCAUUUUUGCAGCAGCUAGUCGCAAGCGGAAAAAAACAAAAGAGAAACCACAACCAAGCAGCUCAGAGGAUGAGUUGGAUAAUGUGUUUUUCAAGAAAGAGCUUGCCGAACAGUCUCGUGGUGACACAGCAAAAGAGGACAUAGCUAAAGGGGAAUAUGAAAGAGAGAGAGACAUAGGGAGAAAACAGAGGAUGUUUGUCCUGAAGGAAAAAGAGAACAGCAGUAAAAAAGAGGUGAAUGUUGUAAAGGAUGAAAAGAAGACAUUAAAGAAAGAAAGUAUCCUGUCAGAGGAACCUUCACUGCCUUACCAUGACAAAUCUACAAAAUCACCGAAUCUCAGCUGUCUGCAAACCACACAGAAGAAUAACCCAAAAAUGCCUGUUUCACAAUCUUCUUCCCAGGUUGAGGAGACAGUGUCUGACUCUGGGACUGUGCUUAGCACUUCAUCCCAGGCUUCCCAGCACAGAUACUCAUGCAAAAAAGUAGCCAACCCUGAAGUUAAACACAAUGAGUUUUUAGCAGCUGAUGUCAGUUCCAUCACCUCAGAUUAUUCAACUACUUCAUCUAAUAUGUACCUAACUGGUUUAGAUGCCAGUAUGCUGAGCCCUGAGGUGCAGUCGGUGACAGAAAGCAAAGGAGAAGAUGCUGAUGAUGAAAGAAGUGAAUUGAUCAGCGAAGGGCGUCCUAUGGAGACGGACAGUGAAAGUGACUUCCCUGUCUUUGCCACCAGUGCGGCUGCUGAAAGGCUGUCCAAGGGGAAGGUUUCAGAAGUGGUAAAGACCAGUCGGAGGAACUCUGAAGAAAGCGAAGUAAGUUGUACUGAGGGAAGUUCAACACCAAAGUUAGAGAGUCGCAGACUUUUUAGCUCACACAAACUUAUUGAGUGUGACACACUGUCUAGGAGAAAGUCUGCACGGCACAAAACGGACAGUGAGGGUUCAGGGGAUGCAAAGAGUGAGAAGGACUUGCCUACUGUGACCAAAAUGUUUGACAUAAUGAAAAAAGGAAGAUCGACAAGCAGUUUAGCUGCAUCAGCUAGAAGUGAGACUGACAAACAAGAACCUACCUGGAGACUUAAAAUUACAGACAGGUUAAAGCUGCGACUCAAAUCAUCUGCAGAUGACAUGUUUGGAGUUGGGAAUCAAAAAGCUAACUCUGCAGAGACUGCAAAGCGAAAAAAUAUCAGGCGAAGGCAUACACUUGGAGGACAGAGGGAUUUUGCUGAAAUAAGCGUCCUGAAUGCUUGGAAAGCUCAAGAGCCAAGUCAAAGUAGAGAGAAGGAAUCUGAGCUUUCAGCUGUGAAUCGGUUGAAGCCAAAAUGUCCAGCACAAGACCUCUCAAUCUCAGACUGGCUUGCACGAGAACGUUUACGCACUAGCACAACUGACCUUAAUACGGGUGAAACUGGAAAGCCCAGACUUGAGAACACUAGUUUAGCAGAUGUAUCAAAGGUUGAUCUGCCUUUAUCUGCAGAGAUGCAGGCAGAUGAAGGCAGUUCUUCCAGCAGCUUGACUUUAGUUAAUAGAACACCACCUUUGGGACCAUUUCAGCCGCCAGACCAGGUAAAUGGUGAAAAUUAUCAGAAUAUGAACAAAAGCAACUUUAGCCCAGCAGUUGAUGCCCAUCCUCAUAAACUGUCUGGGACCCAAGUGGUUAGAUCUCGAUUCUACCAGUAUCUUUGAAAUGGGGAGGUAUGUCCACUACAGCAAGUCAUUAACUUACUGUUACAGUUCCCAGUAACUGUGUGUAUGUGUGUGUGUACAUAUAUAUAUAUAUAUAUUUUCCUGUACUGUUGUUUUUAUGCAGCCUUCAUUUGGGCUGGUUUCAUCAAUAUGCUCUGUGGAACGUCUUCACAGUGCAUUACCACAGCCAGAAGAACACUAAAGUUAAAGUAUAUAUAUAUAUUUUAAGAAAAAGUAUAUUUGAUGGCUGCAUACAAAUGUUGAACAAAGCAUCUGA
Antrostomus carolinensis (chuck-will's-widow) is the source of this 2481-nucleotide messenger RNA. RefSeq names its product rho GTPase-activating protein 21. The annotation marks the transcript as partial. The record is from RefSeq and is a predicted model, not a curated record. The transcript is spliced from 7 exons. Gene Ontology annotation, biological process: signal transduction; Golgi localization. Lineage: Eukaryota; Metazoa; Chordata; Aves; Caprimulgiformes; Caprimulgidae.